AUGUGGUUUCUUUUAGGGACUGUGCUAACCCUGCUGGUCAUAAUAGACUGCGCAAUGGCCGUUUGUAGCACAUUUUCAACCCAAAUUAAUGUUUCUAUGUGCAGCUGGCAAGGCCUACGUGGUAAGCACUUCUUGUCUAUUUAUUUUUCAAAAAAAACAAGUUCUUUUGUUACUGAAACCGGUAGUCAAUAUCCUGCGCGAUACAAUCUACUUCGACGGUGGGGAGAUAUGGUACCAGAAGUAUGA
This is a messenger RNA of Penicillium digitatum Pd1, 246 nucleotides long. The record is from RefSeq and is a predicted model, not a curated record. Lineage: Eukaryota; Fungi; Ascomycota; Eurotiomycetes; Eurotiales; Aspergillaceae.